This is a messenger RNA of Anastrepha ludens (Mexican fruit fly), 1948 nucleotides long. RefSeq lists its product as uncharacterized. The coding region runs from base 156 to 1736 and encodes 526 amino acids. Lineage: Eukaryota; Metazoa; Arthropoda; Insecta; Diptera; Tephritidae. The transcript is spliced from 5 exons. The record is from RefSeq and is a predicted model, not a curated record.
UUUUUAUUUUUUUAGCUUUUUAUAUAUUUAUUGUGUGUAUAUAAACUUUAAAUUUACUAAAAUUGUGAAGCAAUAAAGCAGAAUUCGUGAUUUCAAACACGCCAUCGCAAAAAUAAAACAUAGUUUCGGCAAUUUGACCACAAUAAAGAACAAAAAUGGUUGCCACGGCAUGCGAGCCCAGUCAAGUAAAUUUUGUCCCAGAACGUCUGGCCAUUCCUCUUUUGCUUCUCACACGAAAUCGCAUGAAAAAUGACAAUUUUCGCCCGCUAUCCGAAUAUAUUAGCAGAAAACGCAACCUUUACCAUACGCAUUGCAACUUAGAAGAUAAGAAAGAAACUAAGAGUCAGGAACGCGCUAGAAAACUGAUCGGGGCAUAUCCCGCUCCGAGUCAACCAUGCUUCAACCGGCAGUUGUCGAAAAUCAGCAAACAUAUGAGUAAAACAAAACCGUAUCACCCGCCUCCAAAUAUUUAUAACACCACAUAUGAGCCUUACGCCAGGCGUCGUGGCUUGGGUGGCGCCUAUUGGAAUAAGCUGCCCGGAGAACGGAUAAGUACGUUCGUGCAGCUAGUCUCCGGUCCCCCGAAAAGGCCUAAGAGCAAAUGGGUUUUGUACAACUUUCCACAAAUGGUUGAACGCUUGAACAUGUCAUACAACAAACAUAAGGGGGUUUUCCUCACCAAUGCUCGCAGCCGCAUUGCUUCAACUCGUUUUAUGAUCACCGAUCCGAAGCUGGUGUAUCAUUCACCCUCAGACCCAUCACCGGCAGAAUAUAACGUUGUUUAUCAUACGAUCGCUUACAAUAUGGCACCAGAAGAGUACAUGAAAAGGCAGAAUCCACACUUAUUUUUACGCCAAUCCUGUGUACCGGAGCAAAACAGAAGCUUAAUACCUCGCCACUUGAGCUUUCUACCAGCUGUGGGACGUUACGAGAUUCGAUUUCCGAAACAUUGCCCUUGUCGUAGAAAAAUAUUUACACCUGGUCUUCGCUUAAUUAUUGAUCGGGAGAAACGUAAAAAGUCUCGCCAUUUGCCAUAUAAGAAAAUCAAAGUACAUUUACACUGUGAGCCCGAUUGGCAUCACGUACCGGGUCAUGGUCAUGCGCACGUCUUUCGCUACCCGAAAUCAAAACUGCGCAAGCCGAGACCACUUAAAAGGCCGAAAAAAAUGAAUAGGCUGGAGAAACCACUUCAAUUAUUUCACGAUCAUAAAUAUAUUAAUAUGAUUGUAGCUCCACAUAGACAGGGCAUCGGAAAUAUCGUGGAUGACGGUUCAGCACCCAAAAUACGUUUCAAUUGCAUCAUUAAAGUUAAAAUGCCUAAGCAAUUUAGACAUGAAAGAAAAAAACUGUUCGGAGGAAGUGCACCACGCUUCUCAGAUCAAGAACGCCAUCAGGUAGUAUUGACCACAAAACAAUUAGAGCAACUUAAAAACACUUUACCCGUCGAGCGUCAGUUUCGAGAUCACUCCAUCACUGGGACACCUUUAACUGAAAUUAAGUCGCGCCUAUUUGAAAUACCCGCACGUCUGAAACCAACUUACGAGCCAACCUUACGCAAAAGAACUUUUAAGUUUGCAGCUCCGCCUGCUGCUAAGCUGUUGGUUACGAAAAAAGACUUGUUACCACAUUUAGCAGCAGGGGCGGUCUAUAAGGCGCCGCGUGCCUACAAUAAACCCGUCGAACUUGAGAGUUUCUUAAAAACAACGGCAGAUAGAGAAUCAUCGUUCACAGAAUAGACUUAAUAUAUGUACUUACUUACUUAAUAUACAGGUGCAUUUUGAGCUGUAUGGAAAUUGUAAAUGCAAAGCAACAAAAAAGUUCCAUUUGUGAUCCGUACAUUGCGCUGUAAGGCAACAAAACUAUUGAUGAUUUACCAAAAUGGCUACCUUCAAAAUUGUAUGGGAUUUAGAUAAACGAAUUUAAUUACUGGUAAUAAAACUGGAAUGUU